GGCAGCGCAGCGCAGCGGCCCCCGUGAGAUCCGAGAGCCAGGCCGAGCCGUGCGCCCCGCGCAGCGCGGCGCCCGCAACCCGCGAGAAGCACAAGCCCUUUCCCCUCCCGAGUCCUGUCGGCCGGCGACCCCCCCGUCGGCGACGACCUGUCGGUGCCAGAGUGCCGUGUCGCGCGUUGUGACAACAACAACAUCGGCGAGCAGCUCACCGACACUCGGAUAACAGCUUCCCCCCUCAGCGUGCAGCGGCCGCCGCCGGGAGACCCCGCGCACUACGGAGUCGCCAGAGAGCAAGUCCAUGGAGGAGGACUAGAAUGAAAUGCCCUGGCGACCCACACUGGAGUUGCUGACUCUCUCGAAGUCCGGCGGCGCGGCCCAACACCUCGGUAAUGGAUUCGCAGCAGCAGUUCUGUCUAAAAUGGAACAGUUUCGGCAGCAAUUUGGCGACAGCCUUUGGAAACCUGUUCAAAUCGGAGAGCCUCACAGAUGUCACCCUCUUCUGCGAAGGCGUGACAUUUAAGGCGCACAAGCUGAUCCUGGCGGCCUGCAGCAAGCACUUUCAGGACCUGUUUGAGACGGCGCCAGUAUGCCCGAGCAUCCUGGUGAUCCUGGAUGGAACCACCUCCAGCAACAUGUCAGCGUUGCUGGAGUUCAUGUACAAAGGCGAAGUGCAUGUCUCACAAGACAGCCUUCCCAGCUUUCUGAAAGCUGCGGAAUGCCUUCAGGUCAAGGGGCUGUCCAUCGAACAUGAGAAACUAGCUCUUGUUCAAGGGCAGGAGGAUGUGCCAAACAGUAGCGACAAGUUGGACUCUCCAACCGGUCGAAAGAUUGCACGGUUAAAUUCAAGUUUGAAAGAGGUGGCAGAUAGUCUGAAUAACAACUGUGGCUCUGAAAGUUCAAUAUUACAACAACGGGCAGAGCACAACUCAUCCUCAAUGCCAUCUCCCUCAACCCACCCCUACUCACCCGUCCACCCCUACAUGUCCUGCUACAGACCUUAUAACGACAGAUCUUCGUCUACCACCCAGCCUGCUUCGUCGCAAGGAUAUGACAAUCCACGGAAACGGUCAGCACAUCGCAGUCCGAGCGACUCCAUCCAAGAAUCGUCAUCAACCGUGCGGGCGUCAGUGUUAAGAGAUAGCAGAACGUCCCGACCAUCAAGUGACCCAGAAAUGCAUUACCACCAGGGUAGCGCCCACGACCCCAGAGAAAUGUCGCCCAAGACCGACGAGAACCACUCCUACGGUCAUAGCUCUCCGAACGUACACCGCUACGACGACGGGCCUGUCGACAACGGUGCCAGUGCCUCGUCGUCUGUUUCAUUUGACAGACCUGCUGCUGUGGAUCCCCCUGCUGCUGAGGGAAACAAUGUAGGAACUCCAGAUAGUCUCCACUCCUCCUCCUCCUCCACCAACGUGGACAACCCCGACACCUGUGCAGAAGACUUGAGAAUAAAACAAGAACCAUCCACGUGGUCGACGUCCGUCGACGAAUCUGCACAGCCUAGUUCGGCCCCUUCACCUUACAAAGAUCAUAUGAAUGCCGAGAAAAAGCCUGAAAUUUUAAGUCCAAGAUUGUGGAAUUCAGGAAAGUUAGGCACUUUAAAACCUACGGGUAGUGGGAUUGAUGGAGAAAUGAAGAUAGAUUCUUUGAAAGGGUACACAGCUCAAAGAACUCCUGAUGGCAAGAAACUUCAGUGUCCGUUUUGUGAGAGGCUAUACGGGUAUGAAACAAAUUUGCGUGCUCACAUACGGCAACGCCAUCAAGGAAUUCGAGUGCCUUGUCCGUUCUGCUCACGUACCUUCACCAGGAAUAACACAGUGAGGAGACACAUCGCCCGUGAGCAUAAGACAGAGCUAACGCUCAAGGCGUAUCAACAGACGCAAGUUUUGAACCACAACCCAUGAGGACUGCUGCUCGCGCCUUCCCUCUACCCGUUCAAUUUGCAGCUUUAAAAGAAAAUUGCCAUGUUGAUCACCUCUUUGUCCUCAGCACUCAAUGCAUAUACUAACAUAGUACGGGUAUAAUCACGGGUAAACAAAUCUAUUAUUAUUGUUACAAAAUUUUGGAGCAAUUUACGUGCUCUCUGUGAGUGGUGCAUGAGUAUAUUGUCAUUUGUGUUGUGGACUUGGAGAAUAUUGUAUGAUUAAGUCAUGGCAGGUUCCUGUUUUUUUCUUGGAAUUUUUGUUUUGUUUUGUUAAAGAGAGAUGAUGAAACCAAACUCAAUCAGGACGACAGAACUACCUCAUAAUUAUAGCUAUUAUAUUGAAAGAUAUAUUAAGAAAGAUCACAAAAAGUAUCUAUAGAUUUAUAUAUUUGAAUGUAUGUGACAUGUUUGUUUAAUUCAUGUCUGUGAAAACUACUCAGGUACAACUCCAUUUAUUAAGGUUUUGGCUAGCUCAUCUCUCUCUCUAUAUCUUUCUUGCAGGGUUUGUAGACAAGGCAAAGAGGGAGAGAUUUGCAAACCACAGCAACAGAUACUGCCAAUAUUUGAUAAUCCAUGAAAGUGACUUAAAGCAAAGCCUCCAUUUUCCAUAAUGCCUGUAAAUAUUACUUUAUUUGACCCCCUCAACAUUUAAGACUUGUUAUGUUCUGCCUUCUCUUUUUUGCUCCUUAGUUUUAUUAUAUUUUGUGAUGAAUUAAGUUGAAAGCUAAUCAAAUGCUAUCUUUGGGUGACCCGUGCUUGUUUAAAAUCUGUGAUGUAAAUUUAAUUGUUUUCUCUGGAAGACCAAGUCCAGGAUAUGUAAUUACAGUCAUUCAAAAAAAUUAGUUCUACUAUUUCUCCCUGAUUUUUUUAAAAGAAAUGUGUUUUUUGGAAAUGGAUGGCUUUUGCUCUAUCACAUUGUAUGUGGUUUAACCACCAUUGCAUCACUUAUCUCAGGGAUCUGAAAUCUCACAAGGUAUCAUCUGCUGUAUAUGUAUAGUAAAUAUUGGUGAUACAUAGUUAAUUGUUACUUCUCUUUGCUGUGAUGCUUAAUUAUCAGUCACAAUUACUCAAUUGUCUGGGUUUUUGCACUUGUGGAUUCUAGAAGUUUUCUGUUACAACGUAAUGAAAGGUAUUCAUUCAGUGAUGGGACCAUUAUUAUCAGAACACCAUUAAUCUUUGCUUCAGGGAAAUACUCUAGGACAGGUCGUAUUUAUGGUAUUGGAUUGAAACUUCAGUACUCUGCUUUUAGGAAACUAGUCAUUUUCUCAGGAAGCAUUUCAUGUUAAUAAUUAUGUUUGGUUGUCUACUGCCCCCAACAUCUCUGACAAAUAGGGUCCAUUGUUUUUUAACUUGACACCUGAAAUGGAAAAGAAAAAAAGAAACACGUUUGUGCCAAAUCAAUCUCAGAUUCAGGUUUAUUUCUAACUUAAUCUCCCCAUAUUAUGCAGUGAGUAAAAGUCGUGAUUCAUUAAGUCUCUGGCCCAUACUCUUUAAACAAUUGAACGGAUGCAUUCAUGGUUUGGCGCGAGUUUGAACAAAAGGAGGGAUUCAUAAUGUAAAUAGUGUCACUAUUGACAUUUGCAAAUAUCUAAUGAAUAUUGUUGUGUUUCAUUCGAUGCAAAGCAUCACAAAAUUUUACUUUCUGUGUUGUGCAAAAUUAAUUGAAUGUGAGCUUUGAUAUUUCCCCCAUGUUUAUGUGACCCUCAUUGUGGUAGCUACUAGAUUUCUUCUAUCUUAUGUUUGGAUUCAUUGUUUUAUUUUGUUUCCUUUGGAAAUUGCAUGUCUUCUUUUUAAUUGCAAAUCUUCUCAAGGAGAAAAAUUGUUUAGUAGUUCAGAAAUAUUUUGCUAUCUGCUCCUAGUCAAUGUAUUUCCUCUAGUAAAUAAGUUCUUUGGUUGCACAGGUGUGUUCUAUCUUUGUGAAAGUUAAGGUUACAGUAUUUAUAUUGUUUGACAAGAACCCUUUAAAAGUCUUGGGCAUUUAUUGCAACAUGCAUCAAGACAGUACAACACAUUUAUGCACUACCCAUGCUGCAUUUUAUAAUGUACUCAAGCAGAACCCACAAAUAACCAACUACCUCAAAUAUGCCUGUGAAUUUUAUAUAGUAUCUAAAGAACCUUUUUCAGUGCACUCAAGAAAUGAACCAGAUAUCUUAAAGACAAAGUAACUAAAGAGACUCAGCAAUUUUUCUAUAUAUCCAUAUGCACUGAUCAAGGUGUUCGUUCUAUUGUUAUAAAUUAUAAUUUAUCUGUGUGUCUGUUGACUCUUGUUGCAUUGCCAUUUCUUUGAUCAGAAUCCAGAUUUUUCUUGUUUUUAAAAGUUUAAGAUUGUUGUUUCGAAUAUGGUUGUCAGUAUCAACUGCAAAUGAACAGAGCCUGCAAGGAGGGCGUGCCAUCGGUGCCAUAGAUCCAAGAGGAUUGCAAUGCUUGUGAUGUUAUAUACAGUAGGAUGUGAUGUGUCAGUAGGAUAACUGCAACGGAAGGUAUUGAAUCAGAAAAAUCAUAUGUUGAAUGUUGCAAUUAUUCUUUCAUGUUUCCUUAAUACGGGUAUCUAUCUUUCUACUGUUUUAAAAUCUUCAGAAUGUUUUUCUCACUGGUCCAAUUUAUCAUUGACUAUGUUUUCUGUUAUGAAUUGGAUAAUUUUUAACACUUGUUUCUUCAGUGCUUUACCCUUUCAAUUAGUUUGUUGAUUUAGUUAUUACGUGUUUUUUUUCUACUUUUGGUGUUUGGUUAUUGCAUGACUAACUAAAUGAUAAUAUAAGUCUGUAGCACCUGAUUGAUGUUUUGGCAUAUUUUCUGUACUAACUCUACUAUAUUAUUGAUGUAUUGUUUUAGGUUAUUACCUUGUAAAUUAAUGUGUCUGUAAGUGUAUAUACACUUCACAACAAAACGGGUAAGAGAUGCAGAGCUGCUCUCGAUUUACGCUAUACUAUAUUAUCGCAUAUGCAUGUCUCUUCUGUUGCCCCUAGUGAAACUGAACCUUGUUUAGAUGUCUAAGUUGUGGUGAACUUAAUUUUCUUUUAAGUGGUGUGAUGAGGAACUAUCUGUUAAAGCCAAGACCAUCGAGUACAAUGUGGUUGAAACAUUGUUGCUGUUUUGAGUGAUUAUUUUUUGCGCAACAAUGCAAAUCAGUCAUUAUGUACCUUGUGGGCCUUCUUGGGCCAGUCAAAUUAUCUUGCUGUUUUUUCCAGUAUUUUAUUUGUGUACGUCACAAAUGUUUUAUCUACCUCAUACAUACGGGUUUACUCUCCAUUAAAAAAUAGAGAGCUAGAAUAGGACUAGUUUUUCAGUAUUUACUUGAAUACUUAAGGUCAACUGACUGCUGGAGUGCUGGUGAGGGUGUGGCUGUCAGGGUGACGUGAAGUGUCUGUGAUAGGGCCUUGGCCCAGCCCCUCAACCAGCACGAGGUUGUCGCCAGGAACACAUUGAAACGGGUAACUUAAUUAUGCGGAAUGGGUUCCCAUCACAAAGCAUUCAACCAGUGGCCACCCUGCUUUUUAUUUUCAGAUUGUUGUUUAUUAUAAAGAGAGAUAGGCAGGGUGGUGUGCUUUUUAAUGCCAAGUGGUUCAGUCAGGGUGUAGCACAGCAAGGGGACCCAUCUGCCUUGCUUAGAUAGUAAAUCAACUGAUUCUUUCUCAGAUCUGACUACUUUUUAUUCAAGACGAGAUAGACAGUUACUUGUUGUUGGAAUUUAAAAAAUGCAAAAGUGUCAAUCAUAUUUCAAACUUUUGUACAGGCGAUUUUUUCCAGCAUAGUAUUUAAUUGUUAAAGAUUAUUCAGAUUAUGCCAUUGUUACUAUCUGUUGGAAAUUUAAAAGAAAUAGUCUUCAGCUGAUUCACCUUUUUUCCAUACUAUUGCAGAAAACUAAAACUAAUUAUUACAAGAAGCGAGAAAAUUAAAUCUUACAGUCAAAAUUUUAGCAGAAUAUGGCUGACAAUAAAAUUUGUUGUGACACGUUACAUCACUGCCAUUGUAUGUUAUCUUGUUCAUAUGUAGUUUACAACAGGUCCACGGAACUUAUUGUUAUCAGUCAAUGUGGACAUCGAUUUUGAACAGGCUUAGAAAGGUUGUGUUCCGUCCUUUGGACGGCUUGUUCCAAAGUAUUGCUCAGACUUAACGUGAGGAACGUCUCAGGAAUAUUUAUCAGGGAUAUAGAUAUAGUACAUUAACCAGUAUGACACUGGACGAAGACUUAUCCUUCUUACACGGGUUGUUACAUUUAUGUGUCACAUUACUUACCAAUUUUAGGGUUGGCAUCACAUUCAAAAACAGAAAGUGGUGAAUUUCUUAAACAUAAGUAUAUUUUCUGUUAACAUAUGCUUCCAUUGAAGACACUUGACAGUACAAAUCUUAAAUACCUCACAGAGCACUUUUUAUGUGCAUUUAUCUCUGAUGUUGACAUUGUGUUAAUUUGGAGUUUCAAACAGUCUCCUAACAUAUAUGUCUUAACUUGAUUUCGUUAUUAAGAGAAUGUGUAUAAUCGGCUUAUUGUUUAUAUUGAGGCUAUUUUAUUGCCUCAUGCUUACGGGUUGUAUUGUUGAUAUGGAAUUAAACGGGUGCACUUUUGUGUGUAUGUAUGAACAUACAUGUUUGUACAAUUAGUUAUUCAAACAGAUUUAACACUGCUGAAGCCUCUCUUAGUGAAAUCGAGCACUAACACUUAGUCUUCAGUUGAAGAUUGUACAGUAAGUUAUUGUUUAUUAAACCUCAUCUACCUCAUUUUCAGUGAUUGUAUUACAACAAUCAUAUCGUUAUGUAGCAUAUGGUCUGUUGAUAGUAUUGGAAACCUGUAAUUUGUAUAGGUUUAUCUUCCAAGUUCCUCAUCCCCACUUACCAAAUGGGUCCAAGGAGAAUUGUUGCUGAUUUGUUAUUGUUUCCUAGGAAGGAGGAAUAUUUAUCUAUCACAGUAAACUGAGUUUAUCUGAAAGAAAAUUGUUCUAAAGAUGUAGAGAGAACAAUAUUUCAGGUCUAUAGUUCAUUUGCUUUAUGUAGUGUGUCACCACAACUUAGUGUCUUGAGUUGCUAUGUGUGUUUACGUCUAUCCCUAUCUGGUCUGCAGUGUGCUUUUUUACUUCUUUAAUGUGUUAGAAAAAAUAGAAAACGUCAUCCCCAAAAAAAGGAAAGUGUUAUGAAACGUGUCUGUGAACAAGUACAAGCAUUAUUUGUAAAGUACAUGAUAAGGAAGCAGAUUGUGAGAGACAUGUGAAGAUGUGUGGUGUUUGAGUUAACACCAUAGCGUAUUGAAGUGAGUGAAAUUAUCUUACAUUAGCAUUCUGCUGAUUUUCCUACUAGCUUCUUUAGAUGAAUGUCUGAGUGUUUCUUCAUUCAAUUUAUAAGUAGGUUGGUUUGAUUUGUAAUGGAUGCCAUGUUAUUCCUAGCUAGAUAUGCAAACUCAGUGUAAAUGGAGUGGCAGCAAUGCUCAGUCGGUUUGUGCCAAUUGCCACUUGCUACUUGAGGUGUAUUUAAAUUAACACUGUGCAAGUCAGUGAAAAUAAGUAGCCAAGUAGUGUGUAGCAAAAAAUAUGUGGUAGGUUGGUAACUAUAUUUAUGUACAGGUCUGAGGCUGAUGAGCUGAUAGCAAUGCUAAUGCUUCAGGUUGUCAACAGUUGUUUACAAAAUAGGUUUGUUUUUAAAAAUAGAAAGAGUCUAAUGCGUUUUAUAACAAAAUAGUAUUGCAGAGAAAAUAUUUUUGUAUCACCAAUUUUUGCACCAUGAUUGUCUAGGUAUGGAGACUGUGAAGCGCUGGCUUGCAAUUAGCCGUGGGAUCAGAAGUGGCAUCUAUUGCAGAUUGAACUGGAAAAUGGGACUUGACUGGGGACCGCAGCCACAUCUACCUUGUCAUGUUUCAUUGCUCUGUAUAAUUAAGUCGCUCAAACUAGAUCAAAAGGACUUGCAGCGGUGUAUCACACACCAUAAUCAUGUCCGUCCUUGUGAUUUGGGGGCGGAAUUAAGCCCCUCCCACCCUUGUCAAGUAUGGAAUACUUUGUUAUCGAUUUUGAUGUGUUAAAGUAUAUGUGUAAUUAUUUUGGGCAUACUUACACGCAUGUGUACGUGUGUAAGCAUAUGUGAGAUUGUGUGAAUGAUAAGUAUGUUUGCCAGUGAAUCUGCAAAAGCAAACAUGAAUGUUUGUAUGAAUGUCUGUGUUUAUGUAUAUGUUUGUCAGUAGAUGUGUAAGGACAACCAUCCCUUUUUUUAAUACCUGUUUUAAGUUUCUUUUUUUACAUGCCCAGUCAAAUAUUAAUGUCCUCAGUAAAGUGAGUUUUUUAUACCGGUAUAUUUUAGUCUAGGUUGUAAUAUAAAUAUGCAGUCUUUGUUUGUUUCUCUGUGUUGACAUCAAUGUGGGCCUUUUUAAGAAUAGCUCGAGCAUUUUAGGCUUUAAACUUAUAUGUGUAGGCAAAUAUAAAUUUACAAAUGUAUUGUUCAACAGUGUAUAAAACACAUAUUGCCUCGUGUGUAUGUCAAGCUGAAUAGAUCUGACUAUUUUAAGGUGACAACUACCCUUGAAUAUUUAUCACCAAUUUGUAUGAAAUUUUGCCAAGGUCUGCUUUCAUCCAACUCUCUAUCGACAGUCAGAUAUUCUUUGAAAGAUUUAGAGUAAUGCAGCUCAGUGUUUAUAAGGGUGAUGACGCUCCUGCAAAAUUUCAUAACGAGAUGUCAAGUCAAGACAAAACGGUCCGAACUCCGUACUUACUUGCAUUAUGUGUCUGCUUGGCUUGCCGUGGCCUGGGAUGUGAGAUUAAUGUCAGAGCUAUAUCCUUGUAGAGUAUCCAAAAUUCAAGUUAACAAUUUGGCAUAACAUAUGUGCUUUCAAAACAUAUUUCAAUAUUUAUAUAUAUAUUUUAUUUUGUAUAAAUUAGUCUAUCAUUAAAGUGAUUGAAAUCAUUCAAAUGUUAAAUGUUCGGAAUUUUAUGGAUAUCUAAAUAUACCAAAUAUAUGGACAUGUUUUUAUAAUUUAAAAUUAUAAAAUUUUGAGUUAACUUUUGUUCUUUUCCAUGUGUUUGGAUUUCAAAAAAUUUUCAUCAUUCCAAAGUUGUUCUUGUCAAUGUAUGAUGAUUGUGGCUGCUGACUUAAAAAUUGGACCUGAAUAAGCGUCACAGUGAAACAGUUGCAGUCAUGUUCGCAUUACUGGCCAUAAAUUGCAACAUUUUAUAAAUUAAACACAAUCACCUUUUUGUGGUGUCUAGUGUCCAAUCUAUGUGUUGACAUAUACAUAGCUAAAUGUGACUUGAAUGUUCUUUCUCUUAAGAGAUCAUUAAUGGUUUGUAAUAGUCUGUAUGUUUGAUGUUUGUACAUGUGGUAUGUAUACAAUAAGAAGAAUUUUGUUGUUUUCUUAAAAAAAUAGAUCUGUGUGUAGAUGAAACAUUCUUUAAUGUUGUUAGAUGGUUUGAAAUUAUGUGUACUCAAAACUUUUAAUAAAAAUGUGUAUUUUGUUGUAUUUCAUACUCAUGGAAUGCCUUUUUGAAAAUUUAACAGUUUGAAUGUAUUUCUUGCAUGCCACCAAAAGUUUCACCAGAAACUGCUUUCUCUUCUGGGUCAAAGCUUCUAGUGCAGGCAGUCACAUUUAUGCUCCAAGUUUUGGAGACCGUGGAGUAGUGAGUUCGCCUGACCAGUGCCAGGAGGAAUGUGAGAGUAUGUGAUAUGUUUAGCCUGCUGUCUGCUUCAGGAGCAGUAGCAUUGCAAAAAAUAGUAGGGUCAUUGUUCAGUUAUGGUCCAGGCUACAGCAUGAGGGUGUUAUUUGUAGGCAUGUGCAGAAUCGGGAAAAGGACAAAAACUCAUACGUGUUUUGUAAAUCCAGUGCUAGUCUGGCAAACUUAAAAAACCUGAAAAUUGUUUGAAUUUCCUUAUUUCAAUGGAUGUAAUCCAUUUAAAACUUUUUUAUACCAUAAAAUGGUUUGUAAUUGCCUGAUUGUACCCAUGUAAGUUAAGAUUGUGCUACACAUAUGAAGCGAAAGGUUCAAUCUAAACCUUUGUGAUGUGAUCCUUAGGUUGUGUUUAAGUGAAACGUUUGUGACAAGUGAGUUUGUGAUCCUGCUGUCCUUGUAAAAAUGUGUGUAUAACAUUUUAUUAAUCCAAAAUAAUGCCUAUGAUGGCUGUUGUGUCCCGUGAUAUAAAAAAAGAAUUGCUCUCUGCAUUUUUGUAAAUGCACGUGCUUACCAAAGACAGUAGCACUUAAGUAAAUUACUGUGAAAAACUUGUGGAAAAAUGUUUGAUUCUUCUUUAGCAGGGGAUCCAAUUACCUUGUUACAACGUAAUUGAUAAGUUUGUCAAUGUGUUUUGUUAAAGCUAUGUGUACAGGUGAACCAUUAAGAAAAACCAAGUUUUAAAAAUGCAGCUGCCUCCGAUUCUACAUGUUUUUUUAAAAUCUCGAAAGAAUUGGUGUACCUGUUCAGCAUUCAGUUGUUUUUAUUUUAUAAUGAGAUUAUGUUUUCUUUUCUAUCCCUGUGUGAUUUUGCACUUAGAUUGUGCACUUUGGAUUCCUGCCUUGCGCCUGCAUUGGACGUAGCUCAGUAGGGGUUGUGUUAGUGAGCGUCUCACUCCUGGCAAUGAGCGAGGUGACAAAGAAUUAUGGAAAUCAAAUUAUGCUUUGUUCUGUGAUUUUAUGUACCUGUCAAAGGCUAUUUUUUUAUGUUUUGUGUUGGGGUUAUUUUGGUUUCCUUUGCAAGAUGCAAGGUAGGAUAAGGAGGAGCUGUGUAUGGUUCAUACUGAGUUGUAACAACCUUUCCAAUGCAUUAGGUUUUAGUUUUUAUGAGCUCAAGCCACUUGACUCAUUUUACAAUAUGGGACCUUUCACCAAAAACAAAAAUAUUUAGAAAAUUCAAAUAUAUUUAAAGUGAACCUUUGUGCCAAAUCUUAGGGGCUAUGUGCAUCACCACACGAAUGUUUAUUUCAGUAAAACUGAUUUCUUUAAGUACCCCAGAAACUAAAUAUCUAAAUUUUUGAAAUUAGAAGAAAAAUACAUGUGAUGGCACUGAGUCAAAGGACUAUGUUGCUGAUAAUUUUGGUGAAUGGUCUCAUUUAUUGGAUAAAUUAUGUUGUUUUUUCUUUUUUGUUUGUUACUGUUGCCCUUUAAAUCAAAUCUUUGUUAUUUGUAGUAAAUGUUGUAUGUGUUUCUGUGUAGUAGCUAGAAUUUUACUGGAUAGGAAUGUUACAACUGGAUGAGUGAGGUGGCGCUUAACAAAGGAAGCGGGAGCAUUGAGAAAGUUGUGUGUAUGAUGCUGUAAGAUUUGAUAGGGAAUCAUGCAUACAAGUUUAGCACCUAAAACAUACUCACUAGCUGUAACUGGACACAUGUAACUAAAAGUUUAAUUGAUGUCAGAAAAUGGAACUUCAAAGAAAUCACAGAUUACUAAUAAACUAAAUUUGUUGCUAUAAGAAAAAAAA
Molecule: messenger RNA, 11305 nt
Organism: Frankliniella occidentalis (western flower thrips)
Lineage: Eukaryota; Metazoa; Arthropoda; Insecta; Thysanoptera; Thripidae
Product: zinc finger protein chinmo
Exons: 9
Coding region: 390-1907 (505 amino acids)
Biological process (GO): regulation of transcription by RNA polymerase II
Cellular component (GO): nucleus
Molecular function (GO): protein binding
Source: RefSeq, a predicted model, not a curated record